Penicillium angulare is the source of this 7872-nucleotide messenger RNA. RefSeq lists its product as uncharacterized. The transcript has a single exon. NCBI's taxonomy places the organism in Eukaryota, Fungi, Ascomycota, Eurotiomycetes, Eurotiales, Aspergillaceae. The record is from RefSeq and is a predicted model, not a curated record. Bases 1 to 7872 code for a protein of 2623 amino acids. Gene Ontology annotation, cellular component: 90S preribosome; nucleolus; small-subunit processome.
AUGGUGACACAAGGCUCACGGGAUAAGCACAUCAAGCGCACACAAAAUGGCACAAAAACAACGAAACACCAUCGAUGGGAGCCAUUUUCUCAGCGUAUCGCAAAGCUCAAAAUCGACCCGAUCCACCGAGUCCGCCGCGCCAGCUUUGGCGAAGAUGAAGGCGAAACAACGUCCUAUUUUCGGUCUGCCCUCGAUCAUUGGGUGGACAUGAACCUGUCCGAUAAUUUCUCCGAAUUCUACCGCCGAAUCAAUAACCUCUCUGAGAGCCUCGCCCAAAUCCUGCACCAUGAAGAUAAGAUUAUGGGCCUGUUGGUGGAAUUUAUCGAGAAGAAGGAUGAACACUCCAUGGAACCGUUGCUCAGCUUAUUAGCUCAAUUUGCAAGAGACCUUGGUGUUAGAUUUGAGAAACACUUUGCCGCCUCCGUGACCCUGGUGGCUUCCGUUGCUGCAGGCCAUCCCAGCUUUGAAGUCGUGGAGUGGAGUUUUACCUGUCUGGCAUGGAUCUUCAAAUUCUUGUCUCGUCUGUUAGUUCCAGACUUGCGACAGCUGCUGGGCAUAAUGACUCCGUAUCUUGGAAAGGAGCGCCAGAAGCCAUUUGUGGCUAGGUUCGCCGCUGAAUCGAUGUCAUUCUUGAUUCGCAAAGCAGGACUCGUCUACUACAAAACCCCCGCCUCCCUCGAGAACGCCAUCAAUUACCUUUACGAUGAUAUCUCUAAGACAGCCGAAGAUGGAAACGACAUCGGGAGUUAUAAGGAAGGAUUGAUGGUCAUGUUUUCUGAUGCUAUCAAGGGUGUCAAUAAUGGACUUCACUCGAACGGCAUGGAUGUCCUUCGGUGCAUUUUGGAUCGCCUGCCUCCUGCCAACGAGACUCGCAGCAUUCCAUCUGAAGUUAUAUACGGUGUGGUCACCAACCUCAUUCACCAUACCACACCCGAGACAUUUGGUCCUAUCCUUGACACAGUCCGGGAGUUUAUCGACAAUCGCUCUAAGACCGCCGAAAACUCCAACAUCCCAGAAUGCUGUCGAUUAAUGCUCAUCUGUAUUGCCACCCGAAAAGGUGUCCGUAUCCGAGAUUGGAAGUCUGUGCAUAUAACUCUGGUAUCUCUCUUACAGCAAGUGUCGAAGAACUCCGAAAAAUUCACUGAGGCGACCCUCCAACUUCUCACAGCAGUUGCAUACGCUCUCCAGGUGUCACCAAUGGAUGAGAUGCUUCGAUUUAUCCGCCCUAUCAUGGACCUGGUGUCUACAGGUGCCCUCCAGAAAUACUUCUUGUUCUUCUGCGCCACGUUUUCAGAGUGGGGAUCGGAGCGAUUCCACAGUUUGCUACUUACUCACUUCCGGACGUUCAUUAAUUCUUCAUGGCGUGAACGGGAGUGGGAGACGUGUUUGACACUACUUAAACUCAGUCAGACUGGCUGCAUCACUCCCGAAACCUCCAAACCUGGCUAUGUUACGUGCCCAGAUGGUUUGAAAUCGCGCAUCUCCGCCUCCUUAGAAUACCCUACUAAUGAUCAAUUCGGAUUGAAUGUCUUUGUCAAACUCCCCGCGGCUAUUUCGCUGUUUGCUGACUCAGAUUCACGAUCUGAUGUCGUGAAGAAACUCCAUGCAAAUAUUGUGUCUGCCUUGAGUGAUGCCUCUGGGGCUAUCACCGAGACAAAUGGUGCCUCAUUUUAUCUCGGGCAAGGUUUCAAGACUUAUGUUGAGCUGGCUUCACAGUCUCAAGAGCUUGAUCUGAGCCUUUGGAGUGGCAUCCUGACAGCGUCGUCGAUUUUCUGCCGUUUGCCUCUUUUCCUUGAGGCUGUCAAUGCAUUCAUUGCCUCUACUCCCACAUCGGCUGAUUUGGAGUCUCCCGGAGUUGAUGAAUUUGCCAAUAAUCUGGUUCUCAACUUAGCCAGUCCUUCACACAGACUCAGGCUUGCAUCGCUUCAAAUAUUGCAGGCGCUAGUUGUUCGCAUCAAUAAGGAUGAUUCAGCGCCGAUUGAUCUAGCCAUUGAGGUAGAAGAAAGCCCUUUGACUCUUCAAAGUGCUAGAACUCUUGCGAUGCACGUCCGCAAGUUAGCGAUGUUUUAUCCCCAAGUCGCCCCUCGAAAGUGGAUGGCUACCAUGAUCCCUUACUUCUGUUUCGGUCUUUUCUCGAAGAAAAUGACACCUCUCUGGGAAGAUUCUGCUGCGGCUUUGAAAUCCAUUAGUGAACACCCUGAGGGAGAAAAGAUUGUUUCAGCUUUAUCUAUUCAGUGGCUGCAGGAGCGGGACUCUAGCGCCACCGACGAAGAUGCGCCAGAUGAUGACGCAGAAAACUAUGCUGCUGCUGGACAUUUUGUCUGUUUCAAUGUUGGGAAAGUUGAGGGCGUCAUUUCAGCCAACUUGAAGACCCUGCAGAAUCCGAGUGCAAUCCUGUCAAAACAGUUUAACAAGGACCACGAGAAAGCCAACCUUGUUCCUGCUUCCCCCCGCAGUCAUGCAUUACUCGUCCUGAAUGCGGUUCCAAAUAUUGCCGAAAAGCAUUCACGGCAGAUUGUGCCUCUUUUCUUGAACUGGGCACUGAAUGAUGACCAGGAUGAUAACGCCGCAGCCAAUGAAGACGAACCCGAGUCUGUAAACGUCCCAAUUAAAUGGGGUUUCAAAGAUCGACUUUCUUUCCUCGCCCUCUUCGGUCAAUUCCUGAAUCCCAGAGUGCUGUUCAAGGCACCCGAAGUUCAUGAUGCUGUUCUGGGGCUUCUGUGCCACGGUAACUCUGAGAUCCAAAAAGCUUCUCUCAAAGUUAUUUUCACCUGGAAGAACUCGCACGUCACCCCUUAUAAGGAGAAUCUCCUCAAUAUUCUGGAUGAGACGCGAUUUAAGGAUGAGCUAGCACUCUUUGUGCGUGUUGGUGGCGAGGACAGCAUGAUUGAACAGGAACAUCGCCCGGCCCUGUUGCCUGUGCUCCUUCGCUUGCUGUAUGGCCGAAUGAUCUCCAAGGCUGGUGCAAGCUCAAAUCAAACCGGACAAGGUGGCAGACGCAAGGCCAUUCUACGUGCUCUUUCACACCUCUCUGAAGAUGAAUUCGCACUCUUCAUGCAGUUGUCAUACGGCCCUCUUGCGGAUGUGCACGUUGUUGAGGAUAGCAAGACAAACAGUGCAGCCUUCUCGGAAGAGAUCAUCAGUCCCAAACGACAGCUUGGUCUACUCAAGAUGAUUGAUACAGUCUUUGAUACUCUUAAAGGCAGAAUGGCUCCCUAUACGACACAAACAAUGAACGUUAUUCUUUAUUGUUUGGUCCGAGCGAGCAGGGUCCUUAAUGAUGAACGCAGUCCAGACUCCCUCAGUCGUGAAGAUGAGCGCCUCUCGGCUGUCUCCCAUAGCAUUCGCCAGUCUGCCAUUCGCUGUCUCACCCUGGUAUUUUCUACAUCAACCGAUCGCAAUUGGACACCGUAUGUUCAAAUCAUCUUCGAUGAAAUGAUUAACGCCAGACUUGACCAAUUCCCUAUUGAGACUGCCCAAGGUAUCUCCGGCCUGCUUCGUCUGUUCCAUACAUGGGCCUCUGCCCCCAGAUCUACCUGGUACCUCGUACAGCACAACAAGGAGGUGCUAAAUAAGGUCAUUGAUUGUUUGAGUGUCGAAUCAGCGCGUGAUGAAGUCAAGAUUUUUGUUUUGGAUGAGAUCCUCACCCCAUUGGUUCGUUUGGCAAGCGGAAAGAAAUUAGAGGAGGAUGAAGAGAUGUCAGAUAUUCCUGCUGAGGAGAUUCGCUCGGAAGUGCUUUCGCCCUACCUAGAGCAUGCACUUUCUACUCUUGGUCAUCUCCUGAGAAGAGGCCCGUCAAAGCCUGUGCUAUUUUCAGGUGUGACUGCGCUGUCCCUCACUGCGCCUUGUGUUGAGUCCUCUGGCGAGACAUCUAGCCUCAUUAGUCUUGCGACCUACCUGCUGCGUCAACCUCCAGACCGUGUCAACCCCAAGACCAAGUCUGGUCUUCUCAAGAUUUUGGAGCAUUUCCUUCCCCUUUACAACCCCAAGGAAGACCCUGCGCUCUCUGAGCAGGUCUUUGAGGCUGUCUCCGGUCUGUUCGACUAUUUCAAGGAUGAUAUUAACAGAGAAGUUUUGGCCAGAGUUUUUGUGGCUCUUGCUGCUCACGACGAAAACAUUGUUGAGGUAGCUAGCCUGUGCGCGGAUCUGAACUCUCGCUCAAUGAAGAGACUCGAGCCAGACUAUGAGCGCCGUCUUCAAGCUUUCAGAAAGGUUAAUGACACUCUUUCUCAAACUCUCAGCGCCAAGCAAUGGAGGCCUCUUUUGUACAACAUGCUCUUUUAUGUGAAGGAUGAAGAGGAGCUCGCUAUUCGAUCCAGCGCAUCGUUUGGCAUCAAGCGUUUCAUGGAUAAGGCUGCCACUGAGAGUGGAGUGGAGGAAUUCGAAGCUCUUGUUACUGGGGUUCUAUUCCCAUCGCUCCAAUAUGGUCUUCGACACAAGUCUGAGUUGAUUCGUUCUGAGAUUGUCUCUUCCUUGGGCUACUUCGUCAAGUUGAACCCCACCCGGCCAUCUGUACAAGACAUGCAUGGUCUUCUGAUGGGCGAUGACGAGGAGGCUUCCUUUUUCACCAACAUUCUUCACAUUCAACAGCAUAGACGUCUGCGUGCUCUCCGUCGACUGGCUGGCGAAGCUGGCAAGGGACAAAUUCAACCAGAAAACCUGGGCAAGAUAUUCUUACCUCUUAUUGAGCAUUUUGCGUUCGAUGAAGCAUCUGACGAGAGUGGGCAUAACUUGAUUGCUGAAGCAGUUGCAACAAUUGGCUCGGUGGCCGAAUACCUAGAUUGGGCGCAGUUCCGUGCCAAUUUCCGCAGAUACCGCAGCUACAUGCAAAGUAAGCCCGAUAUGGAGAAAAACAUUCUCAGGCUUCUGGGUCGCAUGUCUGAUGCGCUUUCUACGGCAAUGAAACAAAAGAAGGGCCCAACCGAGCAAGUGGAUGAUGACCCUGAUGUGAUGAAAGACUCAGAACCAGAGCCAACCAAGUGUACACUUGCCAAAACAGUUCCAUCUCUCGCCCAAGUCUCGAAAGAGCUUAUCACAAAUUUCAUUCCUUUCUUGACUCAGUUCAUCCAUCAGAAACAAGAUGCGGAGAUGAGUUUACGUCUUCCCGCUGCUGUCACGGUAAUCAAACUUCUCUUGAUUCUCCCCGAGCAAGAUAUGGCUAUCCGUCUUCCACCUGUUCUUUUGGAUGUCUGCGGUAUCCUGAAGAGCAAAGUACAGGAAACUCGAGACACAGCUCGUAAGACAUUGAACGAUAUUGCACUCCUGUUAGGCCCGUCCUACUUUGCCUACAUUCUGAAGGAAUUGCGAAACACUCUCCUCAGAGGUUACCAGCUCCACGUUCUGUCCUAUACCGUUCACUCCAUGCUUGUGUAUACUACAGAUCAUUUCAAUCAGGGUGAUCUAGACUAUUGUUUGGAUCAACUUGUUGCCGUUAUUAUGGAUGACACAUUCGGUACCGUCGGCCAGGAGAAGGAGGCUGCGGAAUAUAUCAGCAAAAUGAAGGAAGUGAAGAGUAGCAAGAGUUACGACUCCAUGGAGCUUCUCGCCAAGAACGCCACUAUUCAUCAUCUCUCAAGCCUUGUUCGCCCUCUCCAAGCACUUUUGCGUGAGAAACUUAAUUCCAACAUCGUCAAAAAGCUCGACGAGCUCAUGCGACGUAUCGGCAUUGGUCUUCUGAGAAACCCUGCUGCUGAAAGCCGCGAUUUGCUCAUGUUCUGUUAUGAAGUCGUCAAAGAGUCCUACAAGGAAAAUACUGACACUAGCAAAGCAGCUGCUCCUAAAUCAGAGGCUGAAGAGCGGUUCUUGGUCAGACUUCAAGGAGCCAAGCGAGGUGAGAAAAGAGGCACGACAUCCUCUCACAAGUACAAGUUGACCCGUUUCGCCCUGGAUGUUCUUCGUGCUAUUCUCAAUAAGUUCAAUUCCCUGUCAACUGCCGCAAACCUGUCUGGGUUCAUGCCAAUUGUCGGUGAUGCGCUUGUACAGGCCCAUGAAGAGGUUAAAGUCUCUGCAAUGCGUUUGCUGUCCACGAUCAUCAAGCUUCCUAUUCCUGAGCUCGACCAGAAUUCGAAUGUGUAUAUUACGGAGGCCGUGAAGCUUAUCAAAGAGUCUCAAAGCACAAACUCCGAGGGAUCUCAAGCAUCGCUGAAGCUCAUCUCUGCUAUGAUUCGCGAAAGACAUACCACGAAACUCCGUGAUGGUCACCUUACAUACUUGCUUCAGCGCUUGAGUGCUGAUAUUGAGGAGCCCGAUCGACAAGGUAUCACAUUCAAUUUUAUCCGUGCUGUCAUGUCGCGUCAGUUUAUUGUGCCAGAAAUGUAUGAACUCGUGGACCGGAUUGCAAGCAUGAUGGUGACGAACCAAACACGCUCUGCUCGAGAUCUCGCUCGUGGCACCUAUGUUCACUUCCUGAUCGAAUACCCGCAAGCUAAGAACCGAUGGUCUAAGCAGCUUGGCUUCCUUGCGAAGAAUUUGGACUACAAGCAUCAAGAAGGACGCCAGUCGGUCUUGGAGGCGAUUCACUUACUUCUCUCGAAGACUGGCCAGGAACUGGCCCAGGAUAUUGUCAGCACGUUCUUCCUGCCUGUUGUACUCGCCAUGGCCAAUGACGAUUCGCCAGAAUGCCGUGAAAUGGCCGGUGCCCUGUUGGCGCAAUUCUACAGUCGUGCGGAUCGGGAGCAAAUGAAGACCGUCUUGAGCCCUCUGCAUUCAUGGCUGGAGCAAACUGACAACAUGGCAUUGGGUAGCAUUGGACUACAAGCUAUGCGAAUCUUCUUCGAGGCUGAAGAGACGGAGAAAGAGAAGGAGGCCAAAUUUGUCGUCAGCAUCCUCCCCGAUUUGAUGGUCCCGAUCCUUGGAGACCACGAGAAUGGAAACUGGGAGGCCCUUUACUUCGCCCUGCAACUCUUCACUAAGCUCUGCAAGACCGUUCCCUCGCUCGCAUUGAGCCCUCAAUGUGCAUCUAUUUGGGCUGCUAUUCAGGAGUCCCUCUUCUUCCCUCAUGCCUGGGUCAAGACCUGCGCUGCCAACCUUGUUGGUGUGUGGAUGGCUGAUUUGGCCAAGACUCAUGCUGCCGAGGGCUACAAUGCCCUUCCUAUCGCAGGAAGCUGUGGUCUUGCUGUCGACAGAGAGUCCAUGCUUCGUCUUAUUCGCGCCAGUCUGAGUAGUCUUCGCACCCCUGGUGUCUCCGAAGAGCUAGCAAUGCAAAGUGUCCGCAACCUUGUCUUCCUUGGUCGCUGUGCGGCCCAAAACGGACUCGAGGUUCAGAAGAGUGUCGCCGAAGAGGACGAGUCUGAAGCCGAAGAUGAGGACGCAGGCAGUGAAGCCGAUGAAGACGAAAAAGAAGCCGAAACAACUGCCUUCGCACCUGUUCGAACUGCUAUUGGUUACAUUUUCAAACAAAUCUCCUCUCUCCUGCGCCGCGAGGUCAUUUCAACCCGGCCAGAGGCUUUGAUCCCCAAGACUGCUACUAUUGCUCUGCUCGCUACACUCACCCGUCAUGCCGAAGCUGAACACAUUCUACCUUCUAUUCGCGUCAUUCUCUUGCCACUGCAACAUCUCACGGAUACCUCCAUUCCCGCGCCACGAUCUCGUGAUGAGAUCUUCCAAAACAACUAUAAGACAUUCGUUGGUAAUUGCCACGAGGUCUUGGAUACUCUCCAGAAGAAGCUUGGUACAUCCGAAUUCAUUGCUGAGAUGGCCAAGGUGCAAGAGGAUAUCAAACGACGCCGUGAAGGGAGACGUUCUAAGCGCCGCAUUGAGGCUGUUAUGGAGCCCGAGCGCUAUGAGAAGGACAAGAGGAGGAGGAAUGACCGCAAGAAGGAGAAGCGCAAAGAAAAGGGACUCGAGCACCGCAGCAAAAGACGGGGUUGGUAG